AAACAUUAUUGCACUUUGAAAUGGUCGUCUGUGCUGGACGGAUUUGUUCAUCAGUUUUAAACCAUGCCUCCUAUACCGGACCAGUUCGGUGAGCCGCUACAGAUAGUGUCCAACUCCGAAGACCAAGGAUUUGAACUGAAAGAAGAUGUCCUGGAACAAGUACUACUAGACAAGAGAAUCCGGGAUAAGAAAGUAUGUGUGCUGUCGGUGGCAGGAGCCUUCCGCAAGGGGAAGUCCUUCCUGCUGGAUUUCUUGCUCAGAUAUCUAGUGAAGCAGGGAGCAGCGGACUGGCUAGGACGGGAUGAUGAGCCACUGAAAGGGUUCUCAUGGCGCGGUGGAUCAGAGAGGGAAACUACAGGGAUAUGGAUAUGGAGUAAAGUCUUCUUGUGUCCUGGACCAGAUGGAGAAGAGAUUGCGGUACUCCUGAUGGACACCCAGGGAGCAUUUGACAGUGAAUCCACCGUCAAAGACUGUGCUACUGUCUUUGCACUUAGCACCAUGACUAGCUCUGUUCAGGUAUACAACCUCACCCAGAACAUCCAGGAAGAUGAUCUUCAUCAUCUGCAACUCUUCACUGAGUAUGGACGCUUAGCUAUGGAAGACAGCAGCAACAAACCAUUCCAGUCGUUGAUGUUUCUGGUAAGGGAUUGGAGCUACCCUUAUGAAUAUGACUACGGAGCCGAAGGAGGAAAUCUAGUCUUGGAAAAGAGAAUUAAGCAAACGGGAAGCAAACACGAAGAACUCCGCCAAGUUCGUCGUCACAUCCACGCUUGCUUUGAGAAGAUCAGCUGUUUCCUGAUGCCCCACCCUGGUAUGGCCGUUGCACGCAAUAGAGAAUUUGAUGGCCGAUUGUCAGCAAUUGAUAGCGAAUUCAAAGAACAGUUGACUAAACUAGCGCCUAUGCUACUCUCUGACGAAGGACUCCUAAUGAAGGAAAUCAACGGAACUAAAGUGACAUGUCGAGCACUCUUAGAGUACUUCAAGGCAUAUAUGAAGAUAUACCAAGGGAAUGAGUUACCGGAACCUAAAACAAUGCUACAGGCUACAGCAGAGGCCAACAAUCUAGCAGCAGUUGCCAGCGCCAAAGACAAAUUUGUCAAAGAUAUCGAAGAGGUUUGUGGCGGUGACAAGCCAUACCUGAGUCCUGAGGAGUUAGAGAAUCACCAUGACCGCAUAAAGGCCAGCGCCGUGGAGCUAUUCAAAGAGACACGCAAAAUGGGCGGCGACGAGUUCAGCGAGCCAUACUGUGAACGCCUCAUUGCUGACCUAGACGAAACCUACGAACAAUACAUGAAGCAUAACGACAGUAAAAACCUGUUCAAUGUAGCCCGUACACCCAUCACGUUUGUGGUGACCAUGAUAAUAAUGUACAUUCUCUCAGGGGUAUUUGGACUGGUUGGACUCUAUUCCAUGGCCAAUUUUGCCAACAUGUUACUGGGUCUAGCGCUGGUGCUCCUGACGACUUGGGCCUACAUCCGAUACAGCGGCAAGUACAGUAAUGUUGGAGUGUACAUUGACACCCUAGCAGAGUUCAUAUGGGUCCAGAUAUUUGGGCCAGUCUACAAGAAAGCAAUGAGUCAAAAGAAAAAGCAAGACAAGAAGAAGAAAUAGUAGGAGACGUCGCUAAAGCGGUUUUGUAUAAUAGUCUUGCCUUGUGAAAAUAAUUGAUUGGUUGUAGGACAUACAUUGACAUCUUGUUCCUUUGUUUAAAAGCUCGCAGACAUUGAACAUGCAUGUAGAUAACAAAAACAGUUUCUUGAAGCAUCUCCCCCCCCCCCCUCUGGUUCUACCUUUGGUGACCCUUGAAACGAAACUAGGCUUCCAUGAACACAGGCCGUAUGAUAAGAGAUGUUAAUAGAGGGUUUACAUUGCCUCUAGUAAGCGGGAUAGUUGGUCUAGUUUUAAGACAUCUGUUCUGGUAUGUAUGGCAAAGGUUGGGUGUUCAAAUCUCACAAAAGUGAUAUUCCUGUGGAUUGUUUUUACAGGACUCGGGUGAAAAUGCUGAGUAUACAGUGCUAACACACAUUGGUGUAUGGGAUAAAACCAAAUAACAUCCAGUGUAUUACUGAAUAUUGCAAACUUAUCAUAGUGUAUGAUAAGGUCGCUAUACAAAUACUCGUAGAAAAUGUAUACCCAAAACCUGUAAUCACAUACACAAUGCUGGAUAGAUUUUGUUCACCAGAACAAAAUUAGUCUAGACUUACUCAUGGAAAAAUAUAUAGUUGAUUCUGAUUGCUCAUGUGAUAGCUUAUGACGGUCAACUACUUUUCUUCAUUGAGGGUUGGAGAGCUUCAACAUCUCAUAGUAAAAACGAUCCUAAAUCAGUGCAAUCAAGACCUGGUUUGAAUCAAGCAACUUUAGCUAUGUCUAUUGGGCUACAGCCAUAACAGUCAUUUUCAGUGAGUCGAUGUUAGCCACUGCCAAAGCCAUUAAUGGGGGCAUGAGCUGAGACUGUAACACAGUAAACAAAUCCAGUAUUAUUCAUUUCCACUCCCUCUAUGAAUGCUUUGAAUUUGUCUGCUACUUCUCAAGAAAGAAAAAUCCCUGCUAAGUCCUGAUAGCUUAUUUAUUUGUAGAGUUACAGUAGAGAGCUUAUAGUUCAGGAGACCAAAGGAACAAGGUGAUUAAUCUGUGUCCAAGAAAAUGUGAAUCUGCACUUUGUUUGAUUGUAAUCCGUUUGGAUCGGUGAAUAAUAAAUCGUAUUUUGAGGGGAAUAAAUCGUAUUUGAGAAUAUAAUAGAUACCGGGUACCGUUCAAAGAAUGCCACGCCUUCUAUCUGUAGUACGCAUUGGGAAUGAAUAACCACCUAAAGUGCUAAGAUGGAAGGUAACAAAGACCAGCCGUAGAUGUCACCAAACUCUUCCUAACUUAGGAUUGAUCUUAGGACUAAGGACAAGUUAAGUUCAGUUACCACAGACAUUAGGACGCAUUGAACCCAUCCUGAAUUUAGGACGAGACUCGCCCUAACUCGAGAUAGGAUAAAUUCUUGCGUUUUGUGAAAUCGGCUGCAGUAUCUUUACUUGGCGUGCCCCAACAUUAUGCAUUAUUUGACAAACCUGUGAAAAUAUGGUCAACGGAGAAAAGAAGAUAAAUGAUCUGAAAGGUUUGGAGUGUGCAGCUUAAAUUGUUAUGGUAACCAGUGAUUAUUUUCCUCCCAAAAGAAGUAAUAAUUUAACUGAUUGUUCUGAUAAAUAAUUACAACUUUGAUACUCAUUCAAUUAAAGUAAAAAUUGCGCUGGUGUUUUGCGCAUUGAAAAUGGUUUAAAUUUCGCAAUGUUAUAUUUGUUGAUAUGUUGAACUCUUAAUUGAUAAACCUUUUUUGUCAUAUUUCAUUGUUUUAAAUUAAAUUUAUCAAUGUGGUCAUCCACCACAGGUGAUUAUUUCGAUCUCAGAAACGUUAGUGAAUUAUAUAUCUUUCGCUUUAAACGUGUGUGGUAUUGGAGAAAUAAUAUUUAACAAAUAUCCUAAAUUUAAAGGAAAUAGUAUACUAUGUACCACAGUGGAGUUAUGUGAAGAAAAGAUAUAAAUAUAAGCAUACAAGUCUAUUGACCUGUAAGGCAGUUCUGUAAGGUGGCACACUGUAUUUGAAAGUUUAUUUAAUUCCGUUUUAUUCCCAAAACAAACUGAUUUUCAUCAUGUUUUGUUAUUUGUUUGGGAUAAAAAUGUGAAGUGUGUUUCUGUACUCCUGCGUUUCCAGAUUCAGUGCAAGUAUGACGACCGAUAACUCUAUAUACGGUCCACGGUACUCUGGAUGGGAAGCACUUUGUGCUUAACACAAAUCAGUGCACGAGUAAAACUCAAACACCCGAGUAUUAUUUUGAUGGUAUUCCUACUUGGUACUCUAGAAAUAAUAAUGAUAAUAUUGUUGUCUUAUAAAGCGCACGUAUCUACCAACAAGGUACUCAAGGCGCUGAGUAUU
Asterias rubens (European starfish) is the source of this 3919-nucleotide messenger RNA. RefSeq names its product atlastin-1-like. Lineage: Eukaryota; Metazoa; Echinodermata; Asteroidea; Forcipulatida; Asteriidae. The record is from RefSeq and is a predicted model, not a curated record. Bases 64 to 1611 code for a protein of 515 amino acids. Gene Ontology annotation, biological process: protein homooligomerization; endoplasmic reticulum organization. Gene Ontology annotation, molecular function: GTP binding; GTPase activity. The transcript has 13 exons.